This is a messenger RNA of Rhinocladiella mackenziei CBS 650.93, 2160 nucleotides long. RefSeq lists its product as uncharacterized. Lineage: Eukaryota; Fungi; Ascomycota; Eurotiomycetes; Chaetothyriales; Herpotrichiellaceae. The record is from RefSeq and is a predicted model, not a curated record. The transcript has 9 exons. Bases 1 to 2160 code for a protein of 719 amino acids. Gene Ontology annotation, biological process: mRNA export from nucleus. Gene Ontology annotation, cellular component: THO complex part of transcription export complex. Gene Ontology annotation, molecular function: protein binding.
AUGGCGCCGGUCAACCAACGCAAGCACCUUGGCCGUGACAAGUUUGGGACGCAGUUCAGCCUACUGAAGACCCAACAGUACAUCGACCCUGCCACUCGCACCGUCACACCGACCAUCCACCGCACUAUUUCAUGGAAUGCAUCUGGCGGAUUAAUUGCGACCGGCGCCAACGACAAAACAGUUCGAGUGUGGAAUCCCGAACGAACGAGUCCACGUAGUCAGAUUGAGUUAAGGGGACAUGGCCAUGCCGUGGAAAAAGUCCUGUUCAAUCCUGUCCGGGAAUUCGAAUUGGCGAGCUGCUCCUCUGAUGGGACGGUCAGGUUCUGGGAUACACGAAGCAAAGUGUGCGUGACGAAACUUGAUGUCGGUGGCGAGCCAUUUACAUUGAAUUGGAGUGCCGACGGAAGCACUCUACUGGCUGGAACAAAGGGUGAUGUCCUUAUUCCCAUCUCAACCGCCAUACCAUCCUCACCUGUGGCUCUCUCACGGCAUAAACAAACCCAACAAACCAACCAGACGACCUUCUCCAAUGCCUACCCACCCACCGAACUCCUCAUCACCCAAGGCGACGGUUCUGUCAAGAUCCUUGACUAUCCAUCUCUCCACCUUCUCCAUACCGUCUCCGCGCACACCUCCUCCUGUACCGCCAUCUCAUACUGCCCAAAUGGAAAAUACCUCGCUGUUGGCGGCUCUGAUGCCAUGAUUUCCCUCUGGGAUACGACCGACUGGGUUUGUAGGCGCACGGUCUCCAAUGCAAGUUCCGGUGCCAUUCGAGGGCUCAGUUGGUCCUGGGACGGGCGGUAUCUGGUGGGUGCUAGUGAGGAGAUGGGCUCUGGAGGUGGUGAAGGGUUGAGCACGGGCUUUGAAAUAUAUCACGCUGAAACCGGUGAUGUUGUCCAUACCAUUGCCACCGGAACUAGUGGGAUUCCCGCAGUUGAAUGGCAUCCGAAUCGAUAUUGGUUGGCGUAUACUCAAAUCGAGGAGACUAGGCAAGGGAAAUCGAGUCUGAAAAUUGUCGGAGCAGCUGGGGCUCAGCUCGGCCAGGGGUGUUUCGACCAAAAUUGUACCAUCCGAGAGGCUCUGACUGCACAUAACAUUACUGAUAUGAUCUGUGGAGUCCCUCAUAGGGACAGAGGUCCGGUUAGCAGCGCAGUCACCUUCACGUCCAUGGGAGUGGCAAUAUGUCUCGUCACAUUGCGAAUUAUAGCCAUGGCCCCUGAUUUCAUCUUCUUCUGGGGAUGGGAUGAUGUUCUGGUUGGCCUUUCAACGUUGUUGAUGAUUGGCAAUGCGAUAUGCAACCCCAUCUCAAGAGACUACGGCUAUGGAAAGGACGUCUGGCGGCUGCCUUUCGCCAACACAGCUACGAUAUUUUACGUAGGAGGCAUUCUCUACGCUGUAGGCGUUGCAGCAACAAAGAUCGCCUUCCUGUGCUUCUAUAUCAAACUCUUCCCCUCUCCUGCGCUUCGAAGAGUAGCAUUCGUGCUUGUGGCUCUGUGUUUCAUACAGGGUACCGCUUUCACUUUCUUGUUCAUCUUCCAAUGCAGUCCGAUAUCUUAUGCUUGGACGCAAUGGGAUGGAACAGGCGAAGGACACUGUUUGAACUUCGACCUUGGUGCAGUGCUUCAUGCUGCGACAAACAUUUUGCUGGACUUGAUGAUUUUCGCUAUUCCCGUGACCCAGCUUUGGCGGCUCAAUCUGUCUCGCAAAAAGAAGAUACAGGUGCUUUCAAUGUUUGGCGUGGGAUUUUUGUGGGUUUCAACUCGGCUCUCUCCGUCUCGGAAGAACAUGCUCAUUCAAGAGGAUAGUGUUACCCUGGUCAGUAUUCUCAGGCUUUACAGCAUGAUCCAAUUGGGUGACAGUACGAAUCCUACCUGGGACUAUGUGCCUUUUGGCUACUGGAGUGAUCUUGAAUUCAACAUUGGCAUCGCCUGUAUUUGUAUGCCGUCUGUUCGCGUUUUUCUACGUCGAUACGUCCCUAGCUGUGGCAUUGCAACCACUCAAGACCGUUCACAAGGUCCCGAGCCGCCAAUUCGACGGGUAGAUUACGCCAAUGAGAGCAAGUCCAGAUCGCUCAAAGUUUCGACGCGGCGCGCAACAGAAGACGCAUCUUCAGAUCAAGUUGAAUUGUGUGCAGUUAACGAAGUCGACACAGCUAAAUGA